GGCCAAAUAACUUUGCGUAUGAGGUUUAUCGAGGGCGGAUCUUCUGUACCCAUUUUUAAAGCCCAAGCCUCUCUCGACGAGAAAAAGCCCUAGCCUCCCUCCAGCUACCUCCACCGUCGCCUCGCCUGCGGCACCUCCCUCCGACGUUGUGUCCCUCCAGCAUCGCCGACCUUCCGCGGCGACAUCCCUCCCGCGGAACGUCGUCUCCCUCCCUGCUGCGUCGCCGACCUCCAGGGGCCUCCAACGACUUCCCUCACCUCCAGCCGCCUCCCUCCCGCGGCCUCCUCCUCCAACGUCGUCUCCCUCCCUGCUGUGUCGCCGACCUCCAGUGGCCUCCAGCAUCGCGCCAACCUCCCUCCUGCGACCUCCAGCCGCCUCCCUCCGACUUCCCUCACCUCCAGCCGUCUCCCUCCCUGGAUUAGCUGUCCAAAUCUUUCACUCUAUCUCGGAGACAAGUACUAAGCCCGGCCCAAUUUGUCUGGCCCGUUAAAAGGGAUGGUUCGAGACUUGAAUCAUCGAUGUGACAGUUGACACUCGAAGGUCUCACAGCGGCGGCAUCCAAUCCGGCGACGACUGUGGCGACCUUUCCCCGUCCUCUCUGCUGCUUCGCCUGAUAAUAUUUAUGGCCAUCAAUCGGCCCAGGAGGCGAGGUCGGCCACAGACCGUCCUUCCUCUUCAUAGCAGCUCUACCCGCAGCGGCGUCUCCUGCUGGUAUUGCGAUUUCAAGAUUCAUACAUUCAAUGAGGCAUUGUUUUCUCUUGGUCGUCGGUACUCUAGAUUCAUAAAGAUGUGGUUUACAGUGGGCGCUGCUUUCAGUUUGGUCACUCUGACUGGAGUUUCAUUGAUGCUUUUGUGGGAUUCAACCGAUGCUCUCACUCUUCCUCUAAGGACUUCUGGUUCUGGAGUUAAUGGUCUUUUACAGAGAUGGUUGUUUGGAACCACUUUUUUGUUUCCUCGGAGUGUAUCAAUCCUUGAUGCUAGCUCUAUGAUCAUUUCAACAAUGUUGUCAGUUGGUGUUCAUGAAUUUGGACAUGGAAUUGCUGCUGCAAGUGAAGGCCUGCGAAUUGAGUAUAUUGCAGUAUUUCUAGCCAUCUGUUUCCCUGGAGCCUUGGUUGCAUUCGACUAUGAUUGGUUGCAAAGUUUGCCUCAAUCUUCUGCCCUACGGAUAUACUGCGCUGGCAUAUGGCAUAAUAUCACAUUUUCUGCAGCAUGUUUCUUGACAUUGAUCUCACUUCCAGUGAUCUUGCAUCCCUUUUACCUAUAUGGUCAAGGUCCUGUUGUAUUAGCGGUGCCUAAAGUAUCUCCCUUAUAUGGGUAUUUAUCUCCUUACGAUGUUAUUGUGUCAGUCGAUGGAUCAAAUAUAAAAAGCCCUCAUGAAUGGAUCAAUAUCAUGGCCAAUUAUGACUCGCAAAUGCUUCCUGAACCUUCUGUAACAAAAGGUAUUCAAACCUUUGAAGCUCUUUCUCAUAUUAAAGGAUACUGUGUUCCUGAUAAUUGGAUCAAAGCAAGCAGCACUUCAUGUGGGGAUGAGUUGGCUGAUUUUGUCUACUGGCCUUGCAACAAUUCAAGACCAGUAUUUGAUAAUAUUAGAGAUGAGAUGAAUAAAUCAGAAAGUAAACAUUGUUUGAUUGCUAGAGAUGUGGUGAAGUGUAAAAAAUGUUGGAGUUGGAGUGACUCUAAUUUCAAUGGAAGUAUUGGAAGAGUUUGUGAUUGUUUGGAGAAUGAAACUUGCAUGACACCUGUUCAGAUUCCAGGCAUGUCAUGGGUUGAAGUUGCAUAUUCAAGCCCUUAUUCUUCACAGUGCUCUGAUUACAGAAGUAAUGCGUCAACGUAUAGUGAGAAUUUGGGUUUUGAUUCAACGUUUUGUGGAGGAACUUUUGUAUUUAUUGGUGAUGCCCUUUCCUUGGCACACUCGAUUCAUUUGUCUGCAUAUCAGCCCCGAUGGAUAUUUACCGCUUACAUGGCACAUAUGCCAGAUGUGCUUGAAAAGUUUCUAGCUUGUUGUUUUCGCAUUUCUGCUUCAUUGGCUUUAGUUAAUAGCUUACCGGUAUUCUUUCUGGAUGGUGAAUCUAUCUUAGAAAUUGCUCUUUGCUAUUUCACCUUUCUUAAACGAAGGCCACGACUUAGAUUCUUGCGGUUUUGCCUUGUCGGAGGAACAAUCUUGUCCAUCAUUUCCUUUUCCCGACUACUCUACUUCAUGAUAGUAGCCCGCGAAUAGCAUUUAUUCACAACUUGUCUAUUCUGUAAGUAUCAAUGUGUUUAUCAAAGACUAAAUUAGCAAUUAUGGGCUCAAUUAUGUGUGGGAACCUAUUUUUGGAAUAUGGGCAAGUUAAAAUUCAGUGUGAUGAUGCCAAUAUAAUGAAGACUCCACCUCAAGAACAUAAGGCUUUCAGUAAGUGUACCUCCAAAGGUUUUGGUAUUCUUAUAAUGCAAUCUACUUUGGAUACAGUUUCCCUCGAAUCAAAGUUUUGAGCGUGCCCUAGCUUUUUCUGGCUCUGUCAAUACACUGAUAUCAUUAUACCUUUUUGUUUUAUUUGGCAGCUUCGGCUAAUUCAUUAAGCCAACAGCUUCGAUCUUGUUACCAUCAAGGUUAGAGACAGGCACCUCCGGUUCAUCACAAAUCAGUAAUGAAAUUUGGCAUCUGAAGGAUUUAUUCAUCGUCUUCAGGCUUACUUGAAUUCUUUAUAUGGUGUCAGAAUCAGAAUCAGAAUACAGUUCCAAUUUGAUCAUCAGAAGAGAAAUGUUCAUACUUUUAAGAGGUUGUUCAUGAGCUCUUACAUCAGUGCUCUGUGACAUCUGAUUUAUUAACAGCUACCGAAUCUGCUUCUUCCAUGCUCAGGCAUUCCCACUGUAAAGAUUAGGAUGUCCAUGGGGACGAUAGCAUCAGGUGAGAAGACGAAUUGGAGACAAGGUUAGAGGAGCUUCCAGCAAUGAUGAUUCAUGGUGAGUUCUAGUGGAUUGUAUGAAUAAGGUCAAUUUAAAUUGUUCUAGACGUAAAUUCCUUAAAAUAUUCCAGUGAGUUAUCUAUCCAUAUUUUAUCAUGGGGCUGGUGAUAUUGGACUGUUUGGGAUUAGCGAUAUUUCCUUUUUCUCCAA
Molecule: messenger RNA, 3095 nt
Organism: Zingiber officinale
Lineage: Eukaryota; Viridiplantae; Streptophyta; Magnoliopsida; Zingiberales; Zingiberaceae
Product: membrane-bound transcription factor site-2 protease homolog
Exons: 11
Coding region: 623-2218 (531 amino acids)
Biological process (GO): membrane protein intracellular domain proteolysis; regulation of response to endoplasmic reticulum stress
Cellular component (GO): cytoplasm; membrane
Molecular function (GO): metalloendopeptidase activity; protein binding
Source: RefSeq, a predicted model, not a curated record